Messenger RNA from Formica exsecta, 7386 nucleotides. Its product is annotated as fatty acid synthase-like. The coding region runs from base 135 to 7274 and encodes 2379 amino acids. The record is from RefSeq and is a predicted model, not a curated record. NCBI's taxonomy places the organism in Eukaryota, Metazoa, Arthropoda, Insecta, Hymenoptera, Formicidae. Gene Ontology annotation, biological process: fatty acid biosynthetic process. The transcript is spliced from 20 exons. Gene Ontology annotation, molecular function: 3-oxoacyl-[acyl-carrier-protein] synthase activity; oxidoreductase activity; phosphopantetheine binding.
UGUAUGAUAUAAAUUGUCAUCGUGUUAGUCAGUUUUAUAAAGUUUUUGAUAGAGUUUUAGAAUCAUCGCUGCUGUUAGUUCCAUACAAAAGUUUUAAAAAUUGAACAAAAUUGAUUUACUAAAAUUUAUAGAAGAUGGAUAAUAACAAGCGAUUCAAUCCAUAUGUCAGAGUAGAUGCUGAAGAAGAAAUAGUUAUCUCUGGUAUUACCGGACGAUUUCCUAAUUCUGACAAUAUAAAAGAAUAUCAGGACAAUAUUUUCAAUAAAAUGGAUCUUGGUUCGAGCGAUCAUCAACGUUGGACUAACUAUAUCUAUGAAAUGCCUCCUCGAAUAGGAAAAAUGAACAAUAUACAAAAAUUUGACGCAGAAUUCUUUAACAUAUCGGCCGAAGAAGCUAAUGUGAUUGAUCCUGCAUCCAGAAUGUUACUUGAGCAUACCUAUGAAGCAAUUAUUGAUGCGGGUGUAAAUCCCGCAGAAUUACAAGGAACAAAUACUAGCGUUAUCACAGCAAUAAGUGCUUGUGAUACAUAUUUAGAUUUAAUAUACGAAAAACAUCACAUUGCUGGAUUACCCAUUAUUGGAUGCUCUAAGAGCAUGAUAGCAAGCAGAAUUUCUUAUUGGCUCGGCGUUACUGGACCAUCGUAUAACAUUGACACUGCAUGCAGCUCAAGUCAUUUUGCUAUGAUGGAAGCUUACAGGAUGAUUCGAUCUGGCAUUUGCGAAGCGGCUAUUGUUGCUAGUAUCAAUUUGUGCAUUCAUCCUUUUGUAACUCAUCAAUUUUUUCGUCUAGGAGUUUUGUCUAUUGAUGGCUACUGUAAACCUUACGAUGAAGAAGGCGCUGGUUACAUGCGUAGUGAUGCAGCUGUAGUAGUGUAUCUACAAAAAGCAAAAGAUGCAAAGAGAAUUUAUGCAACCUUUGUCUAUAGUAAAACCAACUGCGAUGGUUUUAAAGAAGAAGGAAUUACCUUUCCAUCAUUUGACAAACAAAAAAUGUUAUUGGAAGAAUUUUACAAAGAAUGUGAUAUCUCGCCUCUUCAACUAUCUUACAUGGAAGCUCAUGCAACUGGUACUCUAGCCGGCGAUCCUGUGGAACUUCGAGCCAUCGAUGAAGCUUUAUGCGCUAAAAGACAGCUUCCUCUGUUAUUGGGUUCAGUAAAGUCGAAUAUUGGACACCCUGAAGCCGUUAGUGGUCAUUGCCAAAUUGCAAAGGUUUUAAUAGCGAUGGAAACUGGUAAAAUUGCGCCUACUAUACAUUUUAAACAUCCGCGAAAAGAUUUGACCGCUAUCAUUGAAGGAAGAGUAAAAAUAAUCACAGAACCAACAGAAUGGAAAGGUGGUUAUAUCGGUAUUAAUUCCUUCGGAUUUGGCGGUGCUAAUUGCCAUGUAUUACUGAAAUCAAAUCCAAAAAUUAAAGUCAAUAAUGGAGUAGAAGAUAAUUUACCAAGGCUUGUAGCUAUAUCUGGACGUACGGAGGAAGCAGUUAAAAUUAUAUUAGAUGACAUACAGAGUCGGUCGAUAGAUGUAGAAUAUAUCUCUCUGCUACAUCGCAUUCAUAGCGACAAUAUAAAAAAUCAUCCCUACAGAGGAUACAUAAUUGCCGGAUCUAAUGUAUCCGAUAACGCAAUAAUUAAAAUGAGACACAACCUAAGUAUGAAGAGACCGAUUUGCUUUAUAUUUUCUGGAAUUGGAUCUCAAUGUCUUAACAUGGGUCGAGCUCUAAUGAAAUUUCCAGCAUUCACUAGAGCAAUCCAGAAAUGCGAUACUGUUUUAAGACCUCACGGUAUAUUUAUCACAGAUAUUCUAAUAAAUGAAGAUAAACAUAUUCUUGACAACGUAGUCAACUUAUUUGUAGGCCUUAUUGGAUUACAGAUCGGAAUAGUUGAUCUUCUAACAAGUAUUGGUAUUAUUCCUGAUAUUAUAAUGGGUCAUUCUAUUGGUGAGUUGAUAUGUGGAUACGCCGAUGGAUGCUUGACGGCCGAAGAAACGAUUACGUUGGCAUAUUAUGCCGGCUUGGCAUUUCUUAAGUCAAAAAUAAUAGAUGGCUUAAUGGCAGAAAUUAAUCACAAUUUUAAAACUAUAAAGAAUAUGUGUCCAUCGGAUAUUGAUGUAGCUUGUUACAAUAAUUCACAUAAUUUUAUUGUGAGUGGACCAACAAACUCUGUAAGAGCAUUCCUUGCUAAGCUACAGAACGACAAUAUUUCUGUAAAAGAAAUUUCCUGUGGACAUAUACCUUUUCAUAGUCGAUACGUUGAGCCUGCAAGAGUUAAACUUUUGGAAUACUUGAAUCAAAUAUUGCCAUUGAAAGCGUCUUCUAGCUCAAAAUGGUUAAAUGUGUCGAAUGAAAAUUAUGAAUGGUUCAGCGCAAAGUCAUGUCUAGCAAAAUAUUAUACAAACCAUCUGCUAGCCCCGGUUUUAUUCUCAGAAACUACGCGUUUUAUUCCAAACAACGCAGUGACGAUUGAGAUAGCGCCGCACGAUAUUCUACAAUGCAUUCUUAAUGAUUCCUUAGAGACAACAGUGACAAAUGUCGCGUUAUAUAAAUUUUCUCACAAAUCGAAUAUUGAAAUAUUUUUACAUGGAAUUGGAAAACUUUAUAAUGCAGGAUUACAACCGCAGAUCGCAAACUUAUAUCCGGAAGUUAAGUUUCCUGUAAGUCGUGGUACACCGAUGAUUUCUCACCUCGUAAGAUGGGAUCAUUCCAAAGACUGGUAUACGUAUCGUUAUAUUGGACAAAGAAAACUUGACAUUGGAGAAUUAACCAUUACUAUAAAUUUAUUAGAGGAAGAAUUUAUAUAUAUGAGCGGGCAUGUCGUUAAUGGAAAAAUUUUAUUACCGGCUACAGGGUAUCUUUUAUUUAUAUGGCAGAUGAUCGGCUGGUUAAAAAAGCAAAAUCAUCUCGAUAUACCAAUUAUAUUUGAAGAUGUCAAUUUUCUACGCUCUACGAUUUUGUCACAAGAAAGUCCAGUCAAUGUAACUCUUAUGAUUCAAAAAGGAAGUAGCAAAUUUGAAAUAAUCGAAGGAGGAUAUUCUGUCGUUACUGGAACAGUACGAAUUCCAGUUAAUAUUGAAGACGAGAAAAUAGAUACUACAUUUAUUGAUCGAAAUGACAAUGACAAAGAGGAAAUGAAUAUAAAAGAUAUCUAUAAAAAAUUGAAACUUCGUGGUUAUCAAUAUACCGGCGAAUUUCGUGGACUAAAAAGCGCGUCAAUCACGGGAAAGAAUGGUCAUAUUGCCUGGACUGACAACUGGGUAACAUUUAUGGACAGUAUGUUACAGAUGAUGAUUUUGGGACAGGAUUCCAGAAGUCUCUUUGUACCAACAAGAAUUCGUAAAGUGGUAAUCGAUCCAAAAUCUCAUAUAGAACACAUUGAAAAACUUUCAAAUGGAGAAAAACAAGUCCUUGUACAAAAUUAUAAGCAUUUAGAUAUUUUGAUAUCUGGAGGAAUAGAAAUAUAUGGUAUUAUAGCUACAGCUAUAUCUCGCCGACAAAAUGUAGCCAACCCCGUCUUUGAAGAGUACAAGUUUGUUGCUCAUCGAGAUCUAAAUGUGAUGUCUUUGCAAGAUGCAAUAAGAAUGUCAGUGCACGUUGCACUUGAGUGUUAUAAUAGAAUAAACGUAAAAAUCAUCGAAUUGGUCGAGGAUUGCGAUCAAGUGAUGGCGGAGAAAUUAAAUUGUUUAUUUGUGAAUACAAUUUUAAAUGAUUUACCGCAAAUUCAAUCUGAUAUAAAACUGGUCGCAACACACGAGCAGUUCAAAGAUAUCGCUUUGCCUGACAAUGUUUCUAUAACAGAAUUUGAUAAACUGGCAAAAAAUGAAAAUUGUUUGAUGAUUAUUGGUUUCGGAAUUUUAACAAAAAAUAGAAACGAAUUGUAUGAACAAUUAUUGUCUGUCAUAAUGCCGAAGGGAUUUCUUCUAACUUUUGAAGAGUUGGAUGCUACCUAUGACUAUUCAUGUUUGGAUAAGUAUGGGUUAAAAGUAAUUUUGGAGAAACGCACCAACGAUAAGACAAUUAUAUUAUUAAGAAAAAUACACGAUAUUAAGAAGAAUCAACAGGUUGUGCAUGUAAAUAAUUAUGAAUUCUCAUGGAUAGACAAGCUUAAAUCAUUCAUGAAUGUAGAAAAUGAAAUUACAAAUACAAGGAUUAUAGUCGUCGUAGAAGGAGACUUCGAAUGCGGACUAAUCGGUCUUGUCAAUUGUUUGCGAAAAGAACCGGGCGGUGAAAUGAUUAGAGGUGUAUUUAUUCAAGAUAAAGAUGCGCCUACUUUUUCAUUGCGAGAAUCAUUGUACAUGAGGCAACUACAGCUGGAUUUACCCAUCAAUAUUAUACGUUCCGGUAGUAUUUGGGGAUCUUAUAGGCAUUUUCCAUUACCAUUAAUAGAACCAAAAUUCGUAGAGAGUGCUUACGUUUCUCAAAUGGUGCCAGGUGAUCUCAGCACUCUUUGUUGGGUGCAAAGCAGGAUAUCUUUGGUCAAUAAUGAUGAAGAAAAUCUGAUAAGAAUAGUUUAUGCGUCUAUCAAUUUUAGAGAUAUUAUGACAGCUAGCGGUAGACUUAUUUUGACUUCCGUCGAAUCUUUCAAACGAAAUAAUAGUUCUAGUUCUUUAAUCGGAAUGGAAUUUGUUGGUUUUAAUAAAAAUGGACAAAGAAUAAUGGGAAUGUGUUUAAAUGGCGCAUUUGCAAAUGUUUGCGUAGCUGACAAAUAUCUCAGUUGGAUCAUACCUGACGAGUGGACGAUGGAAGACGCCGCGACGGUUCCUUGCGUAUAUAGCACUUGCUAUUACGCUUUGUAUAUGAGAGGUAACAUGAAGAAAGGCGACAAAGUGUUAAUUCAUUCUGGUACGGGAGGCGUUGGUCAAGCAGCAAUUUACCUUGCGCUUAACCAAGGUUGCGAAGUGUUUACAACGGUUGGAAGUAUCGAGAAACGACACUUUAUAAGAGAAACAUUUCCCUCUAUUCCCGAGGAUCAUAUCGGAAACUCUCGAGACACGACUUUUGAACAAAUGAUUAUCCAGAAGACGGAAGGUCGCGGAGUAGAUAUCGUAUUGAAUUCUUUAGCUGAAGAAAAACUGCAAGCAUCCAUCCGUUGCUUAGCAAAAGGUGGUUGUUUCCUCGAAAUUGGAAAGUUUGAUAUGAUUUCCAAUAAUCCUUUAAAAAUAUCUGCAUUCUCAAAAGGCAUUAGUUUCCACGGUGUAAUAUUGGAUAAAGUAUUUUGUGCAAAACCAGAGGCUAAGGAAAUAUUAUGGAAUAAAAUAAUAGAAGGUUUAAAGAAAAAAGCUAUCAAACCGUUAUGCAGAAAAAUCUUUCAAAAGGAUGAAAUAGAAACUGCGUUUAGAUAUAUGGCUGCUGGAAAACAUAUUGGCAAGAUAAUGAUAAAAAUUCAUAAAGAAGAUGAACUCUUGGAUGAGCCUAUAUUUGCACAUCCCCAGUACUUCUGCCUGGAACACAAAUGUUACAUAGUUUUAGGUGGUCUAGGUGGUUUUGGCCUAGAAUUAAUUGAUUGGUUGAUUCUACGUGGUGCAAAAAAUCUGGUAGUGACGUCGCGAACUGGAAUAAAAAACGGGUAUCAGCGAUCAAGAGUAACGUUAUGGCAAUCUUACGGUGUAAAUAUACAAAUCAUUACAGCUGCUGAUACUUCGAAAUACGAAGACUGUAAAUCUAUAUUGAAAUUUGCCGAAGAACAAGGUCCUGUGGAUGCUAUAUUCAAUCUUGCAGUUGUGUUGAAAGAUGAUAUAUUUAAGAAUCAGUCUUCACAAACAUUCGAAGAAUCCUUCGUGUCAAAGGCAUGGACGACGAAAAAGAUGGACGAAUUAUCGAGAACAAUUUGCCCUCAACUUCGACAUUUUGUCGUUUUUUCUUCCGUUUCGUGCGGAAGAGGUAACGCAGGCCAAACAAAUUACGGAAUGGCAAAUUCUGUAAUGGAAAGAAUUUGUGAAAGAAGAAUGGAAGAAGGUUUACAUGGUUUGGCUAUACAGUGGGGCGCGAUUGGUGAAGUUGGGCUUGUCGCAGAUAUGCAAGAAGAUGACAAAGAACUUGUUAUUGGAGGUACAUUGCAACAAAGAAUAUCCUCUUGCUUGGACACAUUAGAAGUAUUUUUGCUACAAGAUCGGUCAAUCGUAAGCAGCAUGGUUGUUGCUGAGAAAAGAAAAGAUUCUGGCCAAGCAACAAAUCCACUUGAAGCGAUUGCAAACAUUAUGGGAUUGAAAAAUCCAAACAUAGUGGCGCCAAACAUAUCACUGGCUGAACUAGGCAUGGAUUCAAUGAUGGCAGUGGAAAUUAAACAAGUGUUGGAGAGAGAAUUUGAUAUUUUAUUGACAGCACAAGAUAUCCGAAAUCUCAAUUUUGCUCAACUUAGAGAAAUGACAAAUACACUGAAAGAAGAAAACAUGUACGAUGCUACUGAAGCUGAUACGAAUGAUUUGGAUGGUUUUAAAAUAUUGACUCGGAAACUUAAGGAUUCAGACUUGAAUCCAGCUAUUUAUAUAGAAGUCGCUACAAAGAGGGAAGUUGCUGAAAAUAAAAUAUUUCUUAUACCAGGAAUUGAGGGUUCUGCAAGCGUAUAUAAAUUGAUAGAAUCGGAAAUUAAACCUUCGGCGAUGUGUUUGCAACAUGGUGUACUUAAUAUGCCGGGUGUUACUCAUUCAAUAAUGAAAUCAGCAGCAUAUCUUCUGCCUUAUGUAUUGCAGAAAAUGAAAAAUCAAAAAGAAUUUCUAAUUGUGGGUUAUUCAUUUGGAUCUUUAAUUGCCAUCGAAUUAGCAAGAUUAUUAGAAGCUAAGAAUUUCUCUGGACGUUUAAUACUUAUCGAUGGAGCUCCUGAUCAAAUGAAAUUCUUGAUAGAGAAAUAUUUUUAUUAUACUUCAGAACAAGAGUUACAAAAUAGCAUCUUACUUCAUAUAAUAAAAUUUCAUCUUAACUUUAACAAUGAUAUGCUUGUAGUAGAGUUGAAGAAGUGCAAUUCAUGGGAAGAGAAAUUAGAAUUUCUUACUGCUUACUUUUCGAAAGAGAUCAAUGUAUUAACUAUUGAAAAUCAGAAACUUUUAUGUUCAACGUUUUACGAUCAUAUAAUUGCUAUACAAAAUUAUAAUAUAACAUCAUUGCCACGCCUUAAAUCAUCUAUAAUACUAUUAAAACCCACACUUACACCUGUCACUUUUACUGAAGAGGAUUAUGGUCUACAUAAGAUUACCGAAAAUGCAGUGGAAAUUCAUUACGUGGAAGGUACUCAUAUUACCAUGAUGGAAAAUGGCAAAAUAGCAUCAUUUAUUAACGAAGCAUUGUAAAUUAAAAAAUAUGAUUACAAGAAUAAGGUAAAUAUUAUUAAAACAUAAAAAUUUACAUAUUUUAAUUUUAUAAUUAAUUCUUAUAUAAUAUAGUAUAUUAUACAUUCUGUAA